Molecule: messenger RNA, 2433 nt
Organism: Sceloporus undulatus (fence lizard)
Lineage: Eukaryota; Metazoa; Chordata; Lepidosauria; Squamata; Phrynosomatidae
Product: tip elongation aberrant protein 1-like
Exons: 19
Coding region: 625-2211 (528 amino acids)
Molecular function (GO): protein binding
Source: RefSeq, a predicted model, not a curated record
UUCAAUGGUGAAGAUGAGUUGUAUUUAGAGUGCUGAAGAUGGUUUGCUCCCACUAUUGGUGCUGGCACUCCUAGUUAAAAAGCCAUUAGGUACCAAGUGAUGGAAAGGAGUCUUCCUGAAAGUUUGGAGAGUUUCUGCCAGUCCAACCAGAUCAUACUGGCUAACAAAUAGGACCAUUUCUACUGCAUUUUCUCAGACUUUUUUUCCCUUCUUGUCACCAUGUUCUCCAUAUGUCCUCAGUAACUCCUAUGCAGAAAGUAUAUAGAAAUAGGCUUUCUAGACAUAUAUUUUUCUAACUUCCAGAUCCAAAACUGUACUCAGGCAUGGAGGAAUUACCCUCACCUACUCCAGUAUCAGCUUCUGGCUGUGAAUAUGAAAGCUAACAAAAACUUGUGAUCUUUGCCACAGGAAUUAAGGGUACUUCUUCAAAGAAGUUGGUUGAAGAGGUGGGAAUUGGUAUAGCAGGGGUAUGAAUUACAUGUCUCUCCAGAUGCUGUUAGGUUGCAACUUAUUGUUGCUCUAGCCAGCAUACCCAGUGAUGAGGAUGAAGAGUGAUGGGAAUUCAAGUUCAACAAUAUCUGAAGGACUGCACAGUUCUUUCCAUUUCUCUAUACACAUACACACAUGCAUGCAUACACACAAGGCUUUACAAAGAUGAGAAAUUCGUUGAGCCAGCAGAGUAGUUUCAAGAUGGCAUUAGCAAGUGGACACUGGAUUCAAAAAGAAGUGAUUGGAGAUGCUCCAAAUCCUAGACAUGGACAUGCAUUGGCUAUGGCAGGAAAUAUAGCAUUCAUGUUUGGCGGCUGUUCCUUUUAUAAUACUUCUGAUGAUCAGCCAACCUAUUUUAAUGACUUCUACAUGUUGACAAUUACCCCUACUGAUCUGGCUUGGGAAAAGAUACCACAGGAUGGACAUAUUCCUUGUCCAAGACAAGGGCACUCACUUUGCAUAGUAAAAGGCAAGAUAUAUUUGUUUGGAGGUUGUUCAAGCACGAAUGCUGAGCUUUGCCUUCCAGGAGUCUACAUAUUUGAUCUUGGUUCUUUAACAUGGCAGAAAGCUACUACCACUGGUAUUACACCUCAGACUCUCAAACAUAGUUCAGCUGUUGUAGGAGAAAACAUCUAUGUGUAUGGCGGUAUACAGUGUGGAAAAGCUGUUGAUGACCUAUAUGUGUUCAAUACAGUAUCCCAGAGUUGGACUCCAGUCAAAACAUCUGGUUCAGCUCCAGGUGCCAGGUCAGGCCAUGCUUUUGCAACAAUUGGAGAAAUCAUCUAUAUGUUUGGAGGUUGCUCCGAUGAAGAUGAAUAUUGUACAGACGUGUUUGCACUGGACACAGUAUCUUUAACAUGGCAAAAGUGUGAAGUGAAAGGAGAAAAGCCUGUUGGAAGAUCCCAUCAUACAUUCACAGCACACCAUGAUAAGGACAUUUAUUUGUUUGGAGGAAUCUCUGAGUCCAAGGAUGGUACCAAAAUCCUAAGGAAUGAUAUUAUGAAAUUAAGUUUAGCACGGAUGAAAUGGAAGAUGCCACUUUAUGUGGGGAUCCCCCCUGCUUGCAGACAGAAUCAUGUCGCUUUUAUUCUCCACAGCCAUCUCUAUAUCUUUGGUGGAAUAAAUGAAAAAGAUUUCAACGAUCUCAUAGGAAUGAAAUUGAUAAAGCCUUCAGAUAGACAACCUAUUAUGAAGGAGAUUCUUUCAGAACUGGGAAUCCAAGGAAUAAACAGCAGGUUUACACCCACCAAAAUCCCCAAAGUGAGAUAUGAAUUAACAGGCUCGCCUUUGCUGACUGAAUCAGUUUCUCCACCACCUCCUGUUCCAACAGUUCAGUUCCAAGAUUUCCAUUCUGUGCGUAACCAAGCAAUGGAGAUGAUUACAAGGGCCUUUGCUUUGCUGGACUCUGAAUUUCAAAAGCUCAACAUGGCAAAAGCUGAAUUGGUUCAGGCAACAGUAGCUUUCCAACAGGAAAAAGAGCAAUAUGACAUACACUUUAAAAAUCAACAGAAGGACCUCCAAGAGAUGCUAGAAAAACACAAGGUCCAGAACGAAGCAUGGCUCAAAGCUAGAGCUGAAGAAAAUGACAAGGAAAGGAAAGAGCUCUAUAAACUGAGGGAAGAGAUUCUACAUGAUCAGGAAAGGUUGAGAGAUGAACAACAAAGCAUUCAGGAGCGCAAUCAGCAGCUCCUUUCUGUAAUGCAGCAGUUCAAAGGAAUGUGAACAGUUUGCUGAAUAAAGCCUGAUCACAUGUUCCAGAUCAUAGCAACAACACAGCAUCCCUUGAACAACUGAGCUCUUAUAUUUACUGUGACAAAGCUCCAGUUACCAUACAGAGUGAAGUUUGAUCUCUCUAACUUUCCAUUCAGCCUAAGGAUGAAGUCUCUUUUAAAGUCCCUUUCACAUUUUAAAAACAUUGUAAGCCUCUAAUUCAGUAUUUUUCAU